Somion occarium is the source of this 1446-nucleotide messenger RNA. The record is from the annotation of a GenBank genome assembly. Lineage: Eukaryota; Fungi; Basidiomycota; Agaricomycetes; Polyporales; Cerrenaceae.
UCUAAAUGGGUUCUAAAUGGGUCAUACUCGGGCGCCUCUUCAGUCCUUACCUCCAACGGUUUAACCGUUGGUAUGUUGGAAAACCCAGGGAUAGGCUCCCCAACCCAAGGUGAGCAUAUACACUCAAAACAAUGAAUGUAGCGCUGAAGUAACGUCAAUUUGAUACUAAUAGAGUUUCCUAUAGAAUGGCCACCACGGUCAUAUCCGUAUGACGAACGUCAUGCUUCUCCUGCAUAGGUAUUUAUGAAGUCUCGAUGCUUUCUACUUAUUCUGCUUCAACUUUCUGAACUAUAUCUCGGUUGUUUAUCGGAUUUACGCGGAGGAAAUGCGUCCAAUAAUGUCUCUGCACCUGUUCAUCGGGAGAAUCUUCUCGGACGAAUGGAUGACAAUACGAGCAGAUCACUCGCGACGAAUGUCCUUUGAUUUGCGUGAUCAUCUCAAACCAACAGUCUCAAUUUCAUGGCCCUGAGCCGGGGGCAAAUUCUCGCAUCUUGUUCUGGUCAUCUGGACUACUUUUUUUAAUAUGGUUUCUCGCCAUGGGCAAUAUAAAGAGGUCACACAGGGCUUCCACUUUCCGCAGAAAUUCGUAGUUUUAAGGACAACAUGCACUUCAUUAGCCUUGCUCUGCUCUCCGUUUUUGUUGCCGUUGCUUCGGCGCAAAAGACACUGACGGGGGCGUUCGAUUGUACAGCUGCUGGCGCAUAUACCUUGUGUCAGAACCAGUGGGGCGCUUUCGCCGGCGUGGGAUCGCAGAACUCAACCUUGUUGAGCUCAAGUGGAAAUGACGUCUCCUGGGCGACGAAUUGGACUUGGGCCAACGGUCCCAACAACGUCAAGAGUUAUGCCAAUGUCAUUCACAACACGGCCAAAGGUGUACAGUUGGGCAACAUUCAGUCCGCACUGACAAACUGGGUUUGGACUUAUCUCUCAGAGUCCGAGGGUAUCCGAGCCGACGUUUCUUACGACAUUUGGACUGGUGUCCCGCAGUCUGGUGAUCCGGCCACAAGUGCAUCCUCUUUCGAGAUUAUGAUCUGGCUAUCUGGUCUUGGCGGGAUACAACCAGUUGGCUCCCAGAUCCUGAGCAACCUCCAGAUUGCCGGACAUUCUUGGAACCUCUGGAAGGGUCCUAACGCCAAUUGGCAAGUUCUCUCGUUCGUCAGCGCAAACGGGGAAGUUAGGGACUUCGACGUCGACCUCAAUGAGUUCUUCAAGUAUUUGAUUGCUGAACAGGGCGUUGCUUCCACUCAGUUCUUACAAGCCAUCCAAACUGGAACGGAACCGUUUGUGGGCUCAGCUAGUCUCCUCAUCGAGAAUUUCAGCGUGGACGUUACUUCUUGAACUACGACCGAUGUUAGUAUUUUUGACAGGAUAACAAACGUCAUAUGAGCGGAUCUACAAAGAUAGUACUUAUCUGAGAGUCUCCGGGCAUGUAUCCAUAUGCUCCCG